Protopterus annectens (West African lungfish) is the source of this 4971-nucleotide messenger RNA. RefSeq names its product branched chain amino acid transaminase 1 (gene BCAT1). The record is from RefSeq and is a predicted model, not a curated record. NCBI's taxonomy places the organism in Eukaryota, Metazoa, Chordata, Ceratodontiformes, Protopteridae. Gene Ontology annotation, molecular function: branched-chain-amino-acid:2-oxoglutarate transaminase activity. Bases 386 to 1537 code for a protein of 383 amino acids. The transcript is spliced from 11 exons. Gene Ontology annotation, cellular component: mitochondrion. Gene Ontology annotation, biological process: L-valine biosynthetic process; L-leucine biosynthetic process.
UGUUAUUUGGAGGAUUUUUUACGUGGCACUGGGGUAUUUCCCUCAGUACAGCUCCAUUUGCUUCCUCUCGACACCCACAGCUGCACACACGCAGUAUGAGUGGAUACGAUGUGGGCUUGUCCUGAUGUAACCCGCAGGAGGGUACAUUAAAAACGUACAACGUAACGGUCCCACGGGGGCAGAAUCUGGCCGUAUUUACAGCCACGUGUCCCGAGAAGGACUGGGGCUUACAACAUUUGCUGGUUGUAGACUCUUCUCUGAACAGCUUACAAAUCAGCUGCUGUGAGUUUUCUUCGCAGAUUAAUUCCGUUUCCUGCCAUUUCUGCCGCCGUUAGAAGAAAUAACUCCAUCUGUAAAGCUUCCUCCCAACAUCUCGUCGUCCAAAAUGCAGAACUGCAAAAUUAUUUGCUCGGGACUGGAUGGAUGUGAGCCUACAGCAUCUAGUAGCUUUAGGGCUGCUGAUUUAACCAUUGAGUUGUCUGUAUCUCAAAAGGAUAAGCCAGACCACAAAAAUUUGGUGUUUGGAACUGUUUUUACAGAUCACAUGCUUGUUAUUGAAUGGUCAGCAAAGGCUGGCUGGGAUAAGCCUAAAAUUAAACCUUUUCAGAACCUUUCACUGCACCCCGCUUCUUCAGCUCUCCACUAUGCAGUGCAGAUAUUUGAGGGGUUGAAAGCGUAUCGAGGUGUAGACAAUAAAAUCCGCAUGUUUCGACCAAGACUUAACAUCCGCAGGCUGCUGAACUCUUCAAGGAGAGUGUGUUUGCCGCCUUUCGAUGGGGAAGAAUUUUUAGAAUGCGUAAGAAGGCUAAUAGAAGUGGACAGAGACUGGGUUCCCAAGUCAACUGCAGCAAGCCUUUAUAUCCGUCCUGCUUUCAUUGGCACUGAGCCUUCCCUUGGGGUAAAGAAGCCUUCAAAAGCUUUGUUGUACGUGAUCCUGAGUCCUGUUGGACCUUACUUUUCAACUGGAAGUUUCAAUCCAGUCUCACUGUGGGCUGACCCAAAAUAUGUGCGAGCCUGGAAGGGAGGAACUGGUGACUGCAAAAUGGGAGGGAAUUACGGUGCUUCAAUAUUUGCACAAUAUGAGGCAAUAGAUCAUGGCUGCCAGCAAGUGUUGUGGCUAUAUGGAGAAGAUCAUCAAAUAACUGAAGUUGGAACCAUGAAUCUUUUCCUGUACUGGAUCAAUGACAAUGGAGAGGAAGAACUUGCAACGCCUCCACUUGAUGGAAUAAUACUACCAGGAAUAACACGCCAGAGUAUACUGGAUUUAGCUCGUAAGUGGAAUGAAUUUAAAGUGUCUGAGCGUCAUCUUACCAUGGCUGACCUGGUCACUGCAUUGGAAGAAGAGCGAGUGAAAGAAAUGUUUGGAGCUGGAACAGCUUGUGUAGUGUGCCCUGUGAACAGAAUUCUAUACAAGGAAAAAAAUCUGCAUAUCCCUACAAUGGAGAGUGGACCAAAGAUUGCAACAAGGAUUCUCAAUCAGCUGACUGACAUUCAGUAUGGAAGAAUACAGAGUGACUGGUCAUUCUUGGUACCAUAAACCAGAAUUUCUUCAAAUCAGCAUUGGACUACAGAUGUGACUAUGGAGUAUUUGAUAGAAACCAAUAGAUUUGUUCUGUUUUAUGUUUAUGCUGUUGUGUAGUUAAAACAGUCUAUAUUAUAUAGUCUGAGUCAAAAUACAGCUCAGAAAGAAAUGAAUUCUACAGCAUAAAACUGAUGCAGAUAUUAUCAUGUAUUACACAGAAGUAUAGCUUUUUUUUACUUUACAUUCAAAUUCAGUUGUAUGGAGUAUACAUCUGUUAGAGUUUAGUAUAGUUGUUAAUGUUAUAUUGUCCAUGUUGACUGUACUAUUAUAACAUUUUUAUAGCUCUUCUCUCCAUUACGCGACAACAUUUAAGGGUGGUGCUUCAGUGGAACAAUCAUUUUCUUACUUGUGAACUUUUGUAUUUAUUGUGUAUUUAAAGUAGCAGUCCAGCUAUAGUAGUCAAAAUAGGAAGUACUCAACAUUCUCCUAGAUGGUUGUGUAUUUUAACUUUACAGUACUUUUUAAAGGCAAUCAUUCCCCUUCCUGUUUACUUUGUUAAUAAUUUUGUUCAGCUUCCUAGCAACAAGCACAAAUAAGCACUAGUUUUCCUAUUCUUUAGAGUAGCUGCUUAUUGUGUGCACACUCAAGAGAGAAAGGAAAUGGAGAUGCGCUCCAUUUACACUAUAUAGAACAAACAAUGGGAACCAUAGCACCCCCCUGGCCUUUUAAUCCAUUAUGGCUCUACUGUUAAGGGCCUUGAUUAUCCCGUGAGAGAAAAAACAAAAACUGUUUCCCUCUCACGCUAAAAAAAGUAGGUAGUGGAGUUUGAAAUUACUUUAUAAACAUAAUUUUACGGGUGUACUAUUUUACUCCAGCUCUCAAGAAUACACACGUGGAAGAAAUAACAGUAGAAUCACCUAUUUUCUCUCCCAUUUUGUUCAUGAAAGGAUUCUGUUUCAGAGUGAGACUCAUUUGAGAAAAAAUCAUGCAAAAAGUUCCUAAUGAUGUACAGAGAGGUUAAAUAUUUGACAGUGCCAAAUUUAUUAAUAAAAACAGCUAGUGUACCAUGUAAUGCAGAGAACACCAUCUUUGUAGUGAACAAAGAAGGGGGAAAUAGAAAUCUUAGGCGCAGGAUCAGAUUUAACAGUAUUAUUUUAGCUUCAGAUUGCAAUCAAGUCUAUAACCAGUAGUUCUAUUUGAUCUAAAAAUGUUAGAUUUGUUCUGUUAAAUGUAAGGGAGGCAGUGCCAGUCAGAUGAAUCUCAAUGCCAUAGUCAAAUGGGUUUAAAGUGCAAAGUGUAGUCUGUAAAAAAUAGAGCAUACACUAUAGAGUGGUAUACUAGAGUUAUCAGAGGGGUAUUAUGGGAUAAAGAAAGAAAAUUUGCAAGGUUAAGCAACAACUGGCAAUCAAUGUAAAUAACAGGGAAAUGGUAAGAGCUUAUUUUGCUGUGCCAUUUUAUGGAGGUGUUUCAAUGGUAAGUAGCAAAUAUUGCCUUAUAUUUUUGUUAUUGCAUUUUAAGGGCCGAUCGUAAGACCUGAAAACUUUACAGAGCAGAACUUAAUUUGUUUAAUCCUAACUCCACCAGGCGUGCAAAACAGUGAUCAGGUUGUUUAACUGAGCAUAAUAUAUAGUUGACUAGCAAUUUAAUAAAGUCACAGAAUAAUGCUUGGGUGUUUCGAUAAAUUUAAUUUUUUAUCUGGUAAAAAGUAUGUGGCAAUCCCUCUUACACAGAACUUACAUACAGCAGGGUGCUAAUAUACUUAUGUUACCAUUGAAGAACAUAGUCUACGCGGUAUAUGCUUUUAUUAUGUUAAACAAAAAGUGACCCUCCUAGUCCCCCUUAUCUGACAUUAUGAAGCAGAGGCUUUGACAAAUAAGCUGUUUGUGAACUUAGUCCUAUAGAUGAAGGUUUGAUUCCUUCAGACUAUGCUUGCUUACUGUGUAAUCAGCAAGUUGUAAGAAGAAAUAACCUUAGAAAGAGACAGAGAUGCCUAUUAGGUUUACCCAGUUAACAUCUGAAUAAAAUAAUGCCAUCAAAUAUCAACGGUGUGUGGCUGUGCUUAGCGCUGCCUGAAUGAUCCCUCUACUUGCUAUGGUGGUCCCUAGCUUCCACUGUAGGGCUGCAAUGCAGCAUCAAAUGUUACACCCUUCUUUUCAGUGAGUAAAGCUCCCCAAAAGCCAGUCAGUAAUUGUCCCGCCAGGCAUCUGACUCCCUAGCUUCCAGUGAAAUGUAGGUCACUACAGCUGCGAACAGGAAUGCUACUAAUUCUCUCCUGAGAUAUGCUGAUGGAUUUCUGCAUAAAUACAUGCAAUGCUUCCUUUUUGUGUUGUUCUUUUUUCACUUCACAUAAAGAAUUAUGCUGCUGGUCCAUGGACUAACUAAAUAUAGUGAAGCAUCUGUUAUAAUCAUUGUUUAUCUCUACAGAAUUCUGCCCAUAGUCUUCUCUGGGUGUUUGUAACAAUGUGCUAAUUUACAUUCUGAUAUCCUAAUGUCGUAAAGUAUCGCAAGGUUAAUAGUAACUUAAGCGCCCAUUUAUAUUUUUGCAGACUUUAUCAAGCAUACAAAUGUUUACCUAAAGCCCUCAUACCAUUUCUGUGAUGCCUAAAAUGUUGAUGUUAAUCUUAAGUAUAGAGAUCACUGACAUAUUUCUCUUUAUAUGUAGGACAGUGGCAUAGUAAGGCUUGGUUGAGCGGACUCUUGCAUUACUAAAAGUGAGACUAGAUUAGAUGCACAUUAAUGUUCAGAAACGCUGGUUGCAGUGGCAAUUUAAUUAUGGUUUAUAAGUGAUAUAUUAAGUAGGUUAAUCUAAUUUAAAGAAGCUGAUGCAGGGGGGGAGGUAAUGGGAUGAAUUCAUUGCUGUUAUUGUUGUUCAGCAGUAUAGUAUACCCAAUACCCAUUACUCAUGACAAGCAUUAAUGUGAAUGGGCCACUGAAAUCGUUUUUAAGAAACAUAAUUUCUCAGUUACCUAGAAUAUUACUGUUUCAAUGCUCGUGUCGUAAUCCAGUGCAGAGUGCCAUACCAUUCCUUUCUUUCCAAGAUUUAAGGUUAGAAUUAGUAUUAUAUUGCAUUCAGUCAAAUGAAAGAGAAAAAACUGGGUUAGAGAAGUUGCGUAAUGUAAUGUGUGACUUAGAAUAUAACCAUACAGCGUCAGAGCAUUUGUUGGUCAUAUAAAUAUAGAUUAAAGCUGUAUGCAAAUAUGUUAACAUUAAAUUCUGUUAAAUCCGCCAUGCUAAGGUAUGCACAGACUGCCCACCCACAAAGGCACACACAUAUUAGGUCUAGGUAAUUUCAUAAGAAAGUGUCUGGCUUAGAAUUAUAAGCAGGUAAAUGGAAAUGAGUGAAUGAAUGAAUGAAUCAAUGAAAACUGUUUUUUUUCUCAUAGGUUCAUAGGUUGGUACUAGGCUAUCGGCCCUAGGGCCUAUGCAAGCCUAGCCAUAACAAUUCCCUG